Molecule: messenger RNA, 624 nt
Organism: Bathycoccus prasinos
Lineage: Eukaryota; Viridiplantae; Chlorophyta; Mamiellophyceae; Mamiellales; Bathycoccaceae
Exons: 1
Coding region: 1-624 (207 amino acids)
Molecular function (GO): oxygen binding; heme binding
Source: RefSeq, a predicted model, not a curated record
AUGGGAUUCUUUUCCAAGUUUGCGAAGAAGGAACAACAGCCGUCGUCUUCAGACAAAGCGCCCGCGGGGACGACGAGUGGCGAUGACGAUGAGAAAAAAGAAAGAAAAGCAGAAAAACUCGCCUCGAAGCAACCGGGGAAACAAGCCGCCGCGUCACGGGAAGAGAUCGAUUACGUGCAAAGCACGUGGCAACAAAUUUUCCCAAUGUCCGGUCCGAAUAAACUGUCCUCUGAAGAUUUGGACGCGAAGAAAACUGCGGUCGGCGUUUUACUCUUCAGAGAGAUUUUCUCGUUGGCGCCGGGAGCGUUGGCAUUGUUUUCGUUUAAAGACGUGGAGGAUGUGUACGAAUCGCCGAUGUUGAAAGCUCACGGGAAAGCAGUGGUUGGCGCCGUCGAUGCCGCCGUACACUUACUGGACGACGUAUCGAAGUUAGUCCCGAUUUUGGAAGAACUUGGCCAAUUUCACAACAAAAAGAAUAUCGUCGGGGCGCACUACGACGUUGUCGGGCAAGCCGUAGUUAAUGUUAUCGGGUCUGCGUUGAACGGUUUGUCCGAGGCGCAAACGAACGCGUGGGUGAAGGUGUACUCGACGAUUAAAUCAGUAAUGUUAGCCGCCGGUAAGUAA